This is a messenger RNA of Lolium rigidum, 943 nucleotides long. Its product is annotated as GTP-binding nuclear protein Ran-3-like. NCBI's taxonomy places the organism in Eukaryota, Viridiplantae, Streptophyta, Magnoliopsida, Poales, Poaceae. Gene Ontology annotation, biological process: ribosomal subunit export from nucleus; protein import into nucleus. The record is from RefSeq and is a predicted model, not a curated record. The transcript has 7 exons. Gene Ontology annotation, molecular function: GTP binding; GTPase activity. Bases 93 to 758 code for a protein of 221 amino acids. Gene Ontology annotation, cellular component: nucleus; cytoplasm.
UCCAUCGCUCUCUGUCCAGUCCGCCGGCCGACGCUAGACCGCGCUCCUCGAUUUCGAGCCGCCGACUCGUUCCGCCGGAGGUUUCGACCCCAAUGGCCCUCCCCAACACCCAGCCCCAGGGCUACCCCAGCUUCAAGCUCGUCCUCGUCGGCGACGGCGGCACCGGCAAGACCACGUUCGUCAAGAGGCACGUCACCGGGGAGUUCGAGAAGAAGUACGAACCGACUAUCGGCGUGGAGGUGCGCCCGCUGGACUUCCAGACCAACUGCGGCAAGGUCAGGUUCGAGUGCUGGGACACGGCCGGCCAGGAGAAGUUCGGCGGCCUCCGUGAUGGAUACUACAUCCAUGGCCAUUGCGCGAUCAUCAUGUUCGAUGUCACCUCCCGGCUCACCUACAAGAACGUUGCCACCUGGCACAGGGACAUCUGCAGGGUUUGCGCAAACAUCCCCAUCGUCCUGUGCGGCAACAAGGUGGACGUGAAGAACCGGCAGGUCAAGUCCAAGAUGGUGACCUUCCACAGGAAGAAGAACCUCCAGUACUACGAAAUCUCUGCCAAGAGCAACUACAACUUCGAGAAGCCUUUCCUCUACCUUGCGAGGAAGCUCUCAGGGGACAUGAACCUCCGGUUCACCGAGGAGUUUGCCCUCGUACCCGCCGAAGUCACCAUCGACGUCGCCGCCCAGCAAAAGAUUGACGCGGAGAUAGCAGCUGCGGCGGCAAUGCCCCUCCCGGAUGAGGAUGGUGACAACAUGGACUGAGCUGAUGGAUCGGAGUUUAUACUAGUUCAGUAGCAAACAUACAUAUGAUUUAGAAUUAGACUUCUUUUGAGAAGUGAGAUUUCUGUCUCCAGAUCAGACUUCCAGCGGGUGUUUCAUGAAACUGGUUUUGCGACAGUUCAUGUGGAUUCAUAUGAUUUGCCAAGUGCUUAAUCAGUUUCUUAUCA